Molecule: messenger RNA, 1035 nt
Organism: Fusarium sp. VM40
Lineage: Eukaryota; Fungi; Ascomycota; Sordariomycetes; Hypocreales; Nectriaceae
Source: the annotation of a GenBank genome assembly
AUGUGGCGAGACCGCACGAACCUAUACAUCUCCUACCGGCAGUCUUACGCGCACCAUCCUACUCAGCGGAGAUCGUAUGGACCUGGCGCCUCUGCUUCUGGUGCCCUUGCCGACACCUAUACCAGUAGCUAUGCGAACGACGACCGUCGCGGCCUCCUAUCGGCCGGCGCAUUCGAGGACGAUGGCGAUGCCGUAAUUGAGAUGGAUCUGCUGCCACCCAGCUGGGCUGAUGUUUCGGAUGAGAUUACAGACUUGCUUGCCAACAUCGCGACUAAGAGCCAAAGCUUGGAGAAGCUGCACCAGAAGCAUGUGCUACCCGGUUUCAACGACGAGGAUGCCAAAAGAGCCGAGGAAGCGCAAAUAGAGAAGCUUACCCAGGAGAUCACAAAGGGCUUUCACGAUUGCCAUCGCUGCAUUAAAAGGGUCGAACAAAUGGUGCGCGACUCUCAACAUGCGGGCACAAUCACGAGAGCAGAGGAGACUAUGGCCAAGAACAUCCAGAUUUCGCAAGCUGCACGAGUCCAAGAUGCAAGCGCCAGCUUCAGAAAGAAGCAGAGUGCAUAUCUAAAAAAGCUUCGUGGCAUGGGUGGCUUUGGCGCGUUGAGUCCGGGUGAGAGAUCCAGUACACCCCAACCAGGCUCAUAUCUCGAUCCCUCUCUUCAAGAAUCUGAUGCGGACCGAUCAUUCUCACAAUCGACACUUCAGGCAACUCAACAACAAAGGGUACUUCAUUCUAACGACAAUGCCAUCGCUCAGCGCGAACGAGAGAUCGAGGAUAUCGCACAAGGCAUCAUCGAGCUCUCCGACCUUUUCCGAGACCUACAAAAUAUGGUUAUCGAUCAAGGCACUAUGCUGGACCGCAUUGACUAUAAUGUUGAGCGCAUGAACACUGACGUCAAAGCCGCAGACAAGGAGUUAGUAGUCGCUUCUGGUUACCAGCGAAAGACAACCAAGCGCAAGAUCAUCCUUCUUCUAAUCCUUAUUAUCUUUGGUAUGAUCAUUCUACUAGUCAUCAAGCCUAAAAAACACGAGUAG